This is a messenger RNA of Aspergillus versicolor CBS 583.65, 1797 nucleotides long. RefSeq lists its product as uncharacterized. Gene Ontology annotation, molecular function: hydroxymethylglutaryl-CoA lyase activity. The record is from RefSeq and is a predicted model, not a curated record. Gene Ontology annotation, biological process: ketone body biosynthetic process; L-leucine catabolic process. Bases 1 to 1797 code for a protein of 598 amino acids. Lineage: Eukaryota; Fungi; Ascomycota; Eurotiomycetes; Eurotiales; Aspergillaceae. The transcript is spliced from 2 exons.
AUGCAGACUCCCCCAUCAGUGCGAAUCGUGGAGGUUGGUCCGCGCGAUGGCCUCCAGAACAUCCGACAGUCCAUCAACAGCGCUACAAAACUGGAACUGAUCCGGCGACUUCGCGAUACUGGACUGCAGACUAUCGAGCUGACAUCGUUUGUUUCUCCCCGCGCAAUUCCCCAGCUUGCCGACGCACAGACGGUGGUGCAAUCCCCGGACAUUCAAGCCCUGCUCAAGAACCCUGCUCUACGUCUGCCGGUGCUUGUGCCCAAUCUCAAGGGACUAGAUAAAGCCCUGCAGAAUAACGUCAAAGAGGUCGCUGUAUUUAUCAGUGCGACCGAGGGGUUUAGUCGAGCGAACAUCAACUGCACCGUUGACGAAGGGCUGGAGAGAGCUCGGCAGGUGGCGUCCAAGGCAGCCAGCGCCGGGCUUUGGGUACGAGGCUACGUCUCGUGUAUUUUCGCAGACCCCUACGAUGGCCCGACCGAGCCCGCGUCUGUGCUACGCUGUGCAAAGGCCCUACUCGAUGCAGGCUGCUACGAAGUCAGUCUCGGCGACACUCUGGGAAUCGGCACUCCUGCAGAGGUGCGGAAACUGAUCACAUAUCUCAGCGACAAUGGCGUCCCUCUUGAGAAGCUGGCAGGCCACUUUCACGAUACAUACGGCGGCGCGGUCGCAAACGUGUGGGAGGCGUACAAAUGCGGCCUCAGAGUGUUUGACAGCAGCGUUGCCGGACUGGGAGGAUGUCCAUUUGCACCAGGGGCCAAGGGAAACGUAGCAAGCGAGGAUUUGGUCUACAUGUUCGAGCGAUCGGGGGUUCGCACCGGGGCUGAUCUGUCGAGGCUGGUCGAGACUGGCGACUGGAUCUCCAGGAAGCUGGCCUUGCCAAACAGCAGUCGCGCAGGAGCAGCCCUAUCGGCAAAGCGAGCACAGGCUGGUCGCAAAGAAACGAAGCCUGCCGUAUCGCUCGAUUGGAAACUCAUCCAGGAAACAGAGGGACUGCAGCUGUUUCGGUCGGGCGUCAACCUGAAGAUCAACCUGAACAGACCGAAGAAUGGGAAUGCCCUCACGGUCGCAAUGAUGCACGACAUUACUAAAGCAGUGACAGAUGCCGGGACAGACUCGACCAUCUCGCGCAUUAUCCUGACUGGCAGUGGCAAGUUCUUCUGCACAGGGAUGGAUCUGGGCAAGGGGAGCACGCCGGUCGGCAAGGGAGGCUCGAGCAGCGACGCGCAGUUCGACCGACUCACCAACCUCUUUGAAGCGAUCGAUCAGUCCCCAAAGGUGACGAUUGCCUGCCUGAAUGGGUCUGCAUUUGGCGGCGGCGUUGGGCUGGCCUUUGCGUGCGAUCUCCGGUAUGCAGUCAAAACGGCCAGCGUGACGCUCAGCGAAGUCAAGCUGGGACUCUGCGCCGCCACCAUCUCCAAGUAUGUGAUCCGCGAAUGGGGCGUUGCAUUCGCCCGAGAGGCCAUGCUGUCUGCGCGACCGGUGACAGCAGCCGAAUUAAAGGCACGCGGGCUGGUGAUCGGCCUGGCAGAGAGCGCCCAGUCGCUCCCACAGCUCCUCGACGAAGCACUCACCCGGUUUAAGAUCGCUUCUCCAGAAGCAUCUCGCAUGUCCAAAGAAUUGGUCCGACUAGCGUGGGCCCACGGAGGAAAGGAAGAGCAGGCGAGAGGGAUCAGAGCUCUGUUUGACAACAUGAUGCGGUCGGACGCAGAAGGAGCAUACGGGGUGGCAGAGUUCCAGGCGAAACGACCGGUGGACUGGGAUGCAUACACACUGCGUGUAAAUAGAUCAAAGCUGUAG